ACUACAACAGGUUAUUUUUGUUUCGUUAAAUAGCAACACCGCUACUUUGCUGUCAUGCGCUUCAUUCAUAGAUCAAAGAAUAGAAAUUCCUAAAACGCAUGACAGUUUGACAGUACUGUCAUAAAAAAAAUAUUCUUUAAUUAAAAACGUGAUAUUUAAUUGUAAAUAAUCCUAAAUUUAACAAAUUAAACAUGUCGGAUAACAAGGAAGUUGAUAAAUCUAAUGUCGACCCCGAAUUGGACGAUUUGCUUGAGAGUGCUCUCCAGGACAUGACCAAGAAGCCAGCCGGUACAGUGGCUGAGGGGUCCAGCGAUGUUCCAUCAAACAUGUGGAGCGAAGAAUUCAUAAAGGAGGCAGCGGCGCAAUUUGAAAGCAACAUGUCAGCUAUUCUUAGCAGCUUUAGCGGCGUACCAGAGGACCAAAUAACACAGGAGCAGAUUGCGCAGACAUUUACAAAAAUGGCCGAGGCAGCAGCUCAUGUUUUAAAACCUGAAGGGUCUACCGAGGAAGCUGGUGUUCCCUCGCCGCCGACAGUCGACCCUGAAGUGCAAGGAAAUAUAGAUGAGGUAUCGGCAGCAAUAUCACAGACUCUGAAAAAUUUGAACACAAACUCUGAAACACUGAAUACUCCUUUCUCUGACCAGGACCUAGCCAGUAUGUUCAAUAAUAUCACUCUCGGUGAAGGCCAGCAAGAAGGCAAUAUGUUUGUACCUUUCAUGCAAGGAAUGAUGCAGUCACUCCUCUCAAAAGAGGUCUUGUACCCCUCACUGAAGGACCUCGUCGAUAAAUACCCGGCGUGGCUCGCCGAAAACAAGGGAAAGAUCGAACAGAGUGAAUAUGAAAGGUUCGAGAAGCAACAGAAGUUAAUGGAACUGGUGUGCGCUGAACUGGAACCUGAACAAGAGUCAGAUCCAGAUGAUGUGAAGAGAAAGAGAUUUGAAAUCGUACUUGAUUUAAUGCAGAAAAUGCAAGAUCUAGGUCAGCCCCCCACUGAGCUGGUUGGAGAUAUGGGCCCCCCUCAGGGAUUUGCUGCCCCGGCCGUCCCAGACGCGGCGCAGUGCAGUAUUAUGUAGUAAAACAAAUACUGGUAACAUAACAUUGAACUAAUCAAUUAUAUUACAAUUAUAAUGUUAACCACAUGCAUUUUUUCUUUUCAAAAUAUUUUGAAAAAUUUAGCUACGGCAGUGUGCAGGAUCGUUGGUCUCGUCUUUACUCGUAUCCCAAAUUCCCAAUAAAAUACGUCUUGUGCUUUACAAAAAUUAUAAUUCGACUUUUUUACAUGGUUACAAAAACUUAUUACAACGACGACGAUAAGGGAAGAGACAGUUCGGAAGUAGAUGGCGCCGGAAACGAUCGGGCUGUCAAACGAUUUGAUUUCGCGCACAUUUGGUCACUAGAUGGCGACACAUAUUUGUCACUCCACAAUUGGGUAGUUUCCUAGGUCAAAAAUAAAUUAUUUCUACGUUUCAAUACAAUAAAAUAUUUGAAAAAUAACUAUACUUUUAUUCAUCGAUCGAUCGAUAAACUAAUUUUUAGAUUUUUUAACUAAUUAUUAAGAAAUAAGUAAGCUAUUUGACGUAAAAAAGUUAUGACGUCAUAGCUCAGUUUUUCAUAGAAAAUUAUAGUUUUUGACGUUUGGAUAAAAGUAUUGAAUUUGACUAGUUGGAAACUACCGUAUGCCCAAAACACAGUAUGACGAUAGAUGGCGCGAACAGGCAGCUAAAUGUUUCUGUUUUACGAAAAAAAUCAAAUCAAAUUCUUUAUUUCAAAUAGACUACAACAGGCAUUUUUUAACGUCAAGCUAGAAAAUAUCAUGUAUAAUUUUAGUGACUUCUUGCAGAUUUUUUAUGUCUAUGUCCUUUCUCGAGUUCCAAACUAUGUCUGUACCAAAUAUCACAGAUAUCGGUUCAGUAGUUUAGGCGUGAAGAAAAGACAGACAGACAGACAGAGUUGCUUUCGUAUUUAUAAGUUUGGAUUUGGAUUAGCGUACGGUAAUAGACUACUAGCUUCAGCCCUCGGCUUCGCCCGCGUGGUAUGUUUAUACGUCCUCUAGUGAAGCUAUUUGAUCGUUAUUAAAGAUUAUUUAUUAUUUAUUAAAGAUUAUCCCCUACAUACAAACUUACAAAGAGAGAGACUAGCUUUUGCCCGCGACUCUGUUCGCGUAGAAUAGUGACUUCCUGCAGAUUUUUGGUAUAGAAACUAUCCUAUAUCAUUUCUCGAGUUCCAAACUAUGUCUGUACCAAAUAUCACAGAAAUCGGUUCAGUAGUUUAAGCGUGAAGAAAAGACAGACAGACAGAGUUUAGAUUACCUUCGCAUUUAUAAUAUUAGUUUGGAUUUUAAUUUUGAAUUUAAUUUCUCAACUAUCUACAUACCAAAUUUCAACCAAAUCGUUCCAGUAGUUUUGCAUAUAAGAAUUACAUACAUAGAUCCAUAUGAAGGCACCGGGGGGUUGGUACAAACAUCAAAAUCCCGAUCAUCGUCUUCACAGUACAUCGCAGGGCGUAGGAUUUUAUAAUCAGACCGAAUAAAUUACAAAAAUAACGGACGUAGCCGAUCCGUCUCCUAUGACAGUCGCAGCGCUCGCUCUCCACCAUAAUGCGCACGCAGAACUGUCUGUUUGACGUUCCGCCAGAGUACGAUUCAUUGUACCCUCGUCCGAUGAAUUGUGAUAAAACCUCCUUCAAAAUUCAAUUUAAAUAAUCGACGCGCCGUCACAUACAGGAUGUCCGGUAAAGAAUGGAUAACCUUGAAAUGC
Spodoptera exigua (beet armyworm) is the source of this 2756-nucleotide messenger RNA. The record is from the annotation of a GenBank genome assembly. Lineage: Eukaryota; Metazoa; Arthropoda; Insecta; Lepidoptera; Noctuidae.